Molecule: messenger RNA, 603 nt
Organism: Cynocephalus volans (Philippine flying lemur)
Lineage: Eukaryota; Metazoa; Chordata; Mammalia; Dermoptera; Cynocephalidae
Gene: PNMA8C
Product: PNMA family member 8C
Exons: 1
Coding region: 1-603 (200 amino acids)
Source: RefSeq, a predicted model, not a curated record
AUGCUAUUUGGUGUAAAGGACAUCGCACUGUUGGAGCACGGGUGCAAGGCCCUGGAGGUGGACAGUUACAAGUCCCUGAUGACCCUGGGGAUCCCAGAGGACUGCAACCACGAGGAAUUUGAAGAGAUCACACGGGUCCCCCUAAAACCUUUGGGCAGAUUCGAAGUGGCUGGGAAGGCCUUUCUGGAAGAAGAGAGAUCCAAAGCAGCCAUCAUUAGGCUGGAGGAGGACAUCGAUUAUGCCGUGGUCCCCAGGGAGAUAAAGGGCAAGGGCGGUGUGUGGAGAGUUGUCUACAUGCCCCGGAAGCAGGACGUUGAAUUCCUGACCAAGCUGAACCUCUUCCUACAGAGCGAGGGCAGGACGGUGGAGGAUGUGGCCCGGGUCCUGAGGCAGGAACUGUGCGCGACAGCGACGGGCCCCAGAGAGCUUCCUGCCAGAAAGUGCUGUGUGCCGGGGCUGGGGGAGAAUCCAGAGGCUGCGGCCACCGCUGGGGUGGAUAUGCUGCCGCCUCUGAACUCCCCAGAGAUGGAGGGCAAGGCUGGGGAUGGCAGGAGGGGCAAGAGGAAGCACAAGAAAAACCAUGCAUCUGACAAGAAGCUGUGA